Molecule: messenger RNA, 873 nt
Organism: Cariama cristata (Red-legged seriema)
Lineage: Eukaryota; Metazoa; Chordata; Aves; Cariamiformes; Cariamidae
Gene: GSG1L
Product: GSG1-like
Exons: 7
Coding region: 1-873 (290 amino acids)
Cellular component (GO): plasma membrane
Source: RefSeq, a predicted model, not a curated record
AUGAAGACAAAUCGAAGAUGCAGAGCCCUGCUAGCAGUGAGUCUGAAUCUGAUGGCUCUCCUCUUCUCUACAACAGCUUUUAUCACGACCCAUUGGUGUGAGGGCACACAGAGGGUCCCCAAGCCAAGCUGUGGGAAAGAGAAGAAGACAAACUGCCUCAACUACAGCGGGAAUGAGACUGCAAAUGAGACAAACCAGAAUGUGGUUCAUUACAGCUGGGAGACGGGAGAUGACCGCUUCCUUUUCAGGUAUUUCCAUACUGGGAUCUGGUACUCCUGUGAGGAAAAUAUCAAUGCUGCUGGUGAAAAAUGUCGAAGCUUUAUUGACCUUGCCCCGGCUUCUGAAAAAGGUGUCCUGUGGUUAUCAGUGGUGUCCGAGGUGUUAUACAUCAUGCUGUUAGUCGUUGGAUUCAGCCUUAUGUGCCUCGAGCUCUUUCAUUCAAGCAGUGUGAUAGAUGGGCUCAAGUUAAAUGCCUUUGCUGCUGUCUUCACUGUGCUUUCAGGUCUCUUGGGGAUGGUGGCACACAUGAUGUAUACCCAAGUUUUCCAAGUGACAGUCAGCCUUGGGCCAGAGGACUGGCGACCACAUUCGUGGGACUAUGGAUGGUCCUUCUGUCUGGCAUGGGGCUCUUUCACCUGCUGCAUGGCGGCCUCCGUUACUACCUUGAACUCUUACACUAAGACUGUCAUUGAGUUCAGACACAAGCGCAAAAUCUUUGAGCAGGGCUUUCGAGAAGAGCAGAACUUCCUAGACCAGGAAGCCAUCAAGUACUUCAGAGAAAGGACUGAGGAGGAGAGGGCUGAGGCUGGGGACCUGAGGUUACAGUGCCUCCAUAGCUGCUCCCCAAAUAGGCUUCACAACACCCAGCUCUAA